AUGUGUUUCACCCACGUGAAAUACUCCUGCAACCACAACGGAAAGUGCGUCCUCAAAUGCCGCAAGCUCUGGUCCGCAAGGACUAGCUGGUGCUGCUACCCUGCCUUCCUGUUCACCUUCGGCUGGCCCAAUGAAGAGCCCUGCGGCGAUUUCGUGGAGAGGAAAGCAUUCUUCUCCCCUAAGAUCUGCCCAGAGUGUACCGAAGCAGAGCAAUCCGCUCCACAGACCAGGGGCAUCGUGCCGAGGAAGUACCGUCACAAGCUCACGCCCGAAGCGUUGAACGCCUCGCGACAGCGAAUGAAGGAGGAGAGGGAGAAGGAAGAUGCCGUCAAAGAGCGGUGGUACACACGGGAGGAAAACUUCCAGAAGCGGGAGCAGAAGGGGCGGCUGAACCAGGACGUCACUGGGAGUACCGCCGAAACCGACAAAGCACUGCCCGAUAUGCCGUCGUUCAUCCAUGUCCCGCUCGGUGAUCGCUGGGGUGACCCGAGCUACCACUACCCACCACACAUCGCCGAUGCGUAUGACGCCGCUCCCCUUACCCCACCGAGAGACCGUGGCCGUUUGGGGUCGUACGUGCAGCAGGAGCAACCUCCGCAGCAACCGGACCGGAUGGUGAAGAACAUUGACGUUGUCUUGAAGGACCGGGAUCAGCAAUCUGAGCAAAGACACCAUGAUAGGCACUGCGCGGAUCGUCACCGGCACGGGGGGGAGCACUUUGCGAGCCCAGUCGACGGCUUCCGGCAUGCGCAAUAUCUCACGGCCCUGUCGGACAAUGUGGAUCAAAACCGGUACGCAGCACAUCAUGUGACAAUUCCGAAUCCUGACCCCUACCAUCAUUUCGAAGAAGAGCCAGUGUAUGGCGGCCGGGUAGGACAAACCCUAAAAACCCAGCAGCAGAGACCACAGCAGUCGCUCCACGGUCAGGGUGGGUAUACCGAGCCCAGAAGUCUGACCAAUACCAGACUCGCGCCGAAGCUGCCCAUCCAGGAGAGACAGGGGCACAGGAGGCCACAGAUCCUGGCCCACGAACGUUCGCGGCCUGGAGAGCCCCGUCGCCGAGACACCGAGCCUACGCCUCCAGUGAGAACACCAAGGUCCGGCCUACUCAAGGGAUUCUUCCACGCGUUUGGGAGCAAUUCGCAUCGGAGCGAAGACGCUCGCUGUGAUAGAUACGAGAGCCGGAAAGUUGCCGUGGACGCCCACUCAGACGUCAGCUCUUUUGUGUGCCACGAUUCCCGUGACGUGGAGAGGGGGAGGAUAAUGUAA
Molecule: messenger RNA, 1269 nt
Organism: Colletotrichum navitas
Lineage: Eukaryota; Fungi; Ascomycota; Sordariomycetes; Glomerellales; Glomerellaceae
Exons: 1
Coding region: 1-1269 (422 amino acids)
Source: RefSeq, a predicted model, not a curated record